AUGCUGCUGGAGGGGCUCACGCUCCUCUUGAACCUGAAUGUAGCAGGAGCCGGGAAGCAAUUAUUAAGCUGUAGACGUUGGCAGGGAGAGAGGCCUCAGAUGGAUUUCGACUCCAAACCUCAUUCGCCCAGGCUGCUCAUUACCGAAGGCCUGGGUCCCAGGCUGAAGGUGGAUCCCAGGGCUGGGAAAAAUCAGUGUGAAUUGCUUUCUCCAGGUUACGUCUGCAGCCAGGGCAAGGCCCGAGGCGGUGUCGUCACUUUGCCUGUGCCACACAUUCCUGCUCCUUUCCCUCACACACCUCCAAGAACCUACAAGGCAGGUUGUACUAAGGAUCGGCCAUGUUUGAAGAGCUGGUGGCUGCCCUCCAAGCACGCCUCUGAUGAAGUUGCAACCUCUGAGGGCAGUUCCCGGUGA
This is a messenger RNA of Sapajus apella (tufted capuchin), 414 nucleotides long. RefSeq lists its product as uncharacterized. The record is from RefSeq and is a predicted model, not a curated record. Lineage: Eukaryota; Metazoa; Chordata; Mammalia; Primates; Cebidae.